Messenger RNA from Ostreobium quekettii, 951 nucleotides. The record is from the annotation of a GenBank genome assembly. Lineage: Eukaryota; Viridiplantae; Chlorophyta; Ulvophyceae; Bryopsidales; Ostreobiaceae.
AUGCUGCCUUGCCGUGCGGCACUGCUGAAAACAGUAGACUGCUGCUGCUACUGCUCCAGGGGUAGCUGGGACACUAGACAAGAAAGGGCGCGUGGAGAGACCGCCGCUAGGAACGGUAGACUGGAGAUUGCCUGGCAGUGCAGGACUGCCAGAAACAGCGGACGAGCAGGGCUGUGGCAGUUUGGCUGCCAGAAACAGUGGACAAGGGAGGUGGCUGUGGUGGGAGGGAUGCAAGGAACAGCGGAUGAGGUGGGCGCUGCGGUGGAAGGCCUACGAGAAGUGGUGGAUUGGAUGGGACUGUGGCAGAAGGGCUACAGGAAAUGGUGGAAUGGAAGGGGUUGUGGUGGAAUGACUGCCAGAAACAGUGGACAAGGGAGGUGGCUGUGGUGGGAAGGCUGCAAGGAACAGCGGAUGUGCGAGGGCCUGUGGAAGAAGGGCUGUAGGAAAUGGUGGAUUGGAAGGCUCCUGGAGGGAAAGGAUAAUCAGAGGAAGCAGCCAUGCGAGGAGAGUGCAAAUUUUGGGUGGGUGGGGGAAAAUAGAGAAGUACUUGCCAGCUUCAAGGUGGGGAUGGUGCGGGGGCGCCAGCACACGUGUGUCAGCACACGUGUGUGCAGCAGCUGCCCAAUCUGCUGUGAAGACUUGUGCGCGCUCGAGCUUCGGAGGACUGUGGUUGGAGGCGUCAGGAGAUGCAGCGGGUGUUGGGCGAAAAUGGGCUCGGACAGCCUCGCAAGCUGGUGGCCUUUUCUGACGCCUGACAUGGUGGAGACGUGUGGCCCCCUGGGCCCGCCUUCGGCUGCGUUUAGGUGGCUUGGCGUAGGUUUAGGACACUUGAGAGUGUGGGACGGGGUUCAUGGGGGCUGUCGGUGGGGCCACGAGAUGGACAGACCUGGGAUUUUGGCUUUUCUUUUGCGCUUUUACUGCCAGUUUCCUUGUCGUUUGCACGGCAUGUAA